AUGGAAGAGUUAUUGUCCUUAGCAUGUAUUAAGGAAGACGAAUUAUUCUGGUCUCAACUAGCUACAAGCUCUGAGCUAAAUCCAGAAGCUGUCAAACCCAGCGAUCUUGACAAACAACUUGCAGACGGCAUCCAAUGCGGCUUCACUGGUCCAUUUGAUGAUAUAUCUGCAGAGCUUCAGGUCGAUGAUGCCCAAUUCUUUACUUUCCCUGAUGAUCGUCUUCUUGAAGUUCCUUCUCUUACUCUUCUCAAUGCUGCUGUCAAAGUGGCCCAGCGAUUACGUAUCGGCCAAUUAAUCUGGGAUUUCACUGCUGUCAGUCCAUUCUACACGGGGAUUGAUUCUAGUCCAUCGACCUCAUCGCUCCCAUCCUUGGAAAGUAGCGUGCCAAAGUCGACUGCAUCGCCAGCAAAUUCAGUGGAUCUGAUCGAUAUUCCAUAUCAUCUGCGACCCACACCAAUUCAACGCCGUAUUCCACACCAUCCGAUCAUAGAUUUAUUGCCUUGGCCUAGUACCAGAGAUAAGUUGAUUCAAGUAUUUCAUCUUCCUGUUAAUUUUCGACCGGAGAAUGCUCGCGAUCCUAUGGGCAUUCUCAGAUUGGUUUAUGACUUGGAGGAUGAUGGUGGAGAAGGCAUGAGAAUAUUCGGCCAAGAUCCUUUUGAGGAAAACAUAUGGGAGAUAGGACAACUUGUGUUUGAAAGAUGGUGGUGGGCAUUUGAAUUUGGAGUUAUUGACAGGUGUAAUCGGGCUAGGGAUAGUAGGGGUGAGAGGCGGCUAUCACUGGAGAAAAGCUAG
Messenger RNA from Penicillium macrosclerotiorum, 792 nucleotides. RefSeq lists its product as uncharacterized. The transcript has a single exon. Bases 1 to 792 code for a protein of 263 amino acids. The record is from RefSeq and is a predicted model, not a curated record. Lineage: Eukaryota; Fungi; Ascomycota; Eurotiomycetes; Eurotiales; Aspergillaceae.